Molecule: messenger RNA, 1057 nt
Organism: Condylura cristata (star-nosed mole)
Lineage: Eukaryota; Metazoa; Chordata; Mammalia; Eulipotyphla; Talpidae
Product: exportin-6-like
Exons: 4
Biological process (GO): protein export from nucleus
Molecular function (GO): nuclear export signal receptor activity
Source: RefSeq, a predicted model, not a curated record
GAGCUCCUUUUCCGGACACUCCAUCACAACUGGCGGCACUUCUUCAAGUCCUCGGUCCUGGCCAGUGUCCAGAGGGGGGUUGCUGAGGAGCAGGUGGAGAACGAGCUGCAGUUCAGUGCCAUCAUGCAGGCUUUUGGACAGUCCUUUCUUCAGCCUGACAUCCACCUGUUUAAACAAAAUCUCUUCUACUUGGAGACUCUCAACACCAAGCAGAAACUGUAUCACAAAAAGAUCUUCCGGACUGCCAUGCUGUUUCAGUUCGUGAACGUGCUGCUUCAGGUCCUGGUGCACAAGUCCCACGACCUGCUGCAGGAGGAGAUCGGCAUCGCCAUCUACAACAUGGCUUCUGUGGACUUCGAUGGCUUCUUUGCAGCCUUCCUUCCUGAGUUCCUGACCAGCUGCGAUGGUGUCGAUGCCAACCAGAAAAAUGUGCUGGGGCGGAAUUUCAAGAUGGAUCGGGACUUGCCCUCGUUCACGCAGAACGUGCACAGGCUGGUCAACGACCUGCGCUACUACAGACUCUGCAACGACAGCCUGCCGCCCGGCACUGUGAAGCUCUAGGCGCCGCCCCGCCACCGCCCUCCCGCCGGAGUCCCGGACGACCCGACGCGCCGCUCCUGGGGCUCGCACCUGCCCCAUCCCUCCUCCACGCCAGCUCCUGCCGCCCACUGGCAGAACUGGCUUCUGGGGUCUCGGCACCGUGUCGUCCCCGAGCGGCGGCACAGCCGCGGGCACGCGGCCCGUUCCUGCGGGCACGGGCGAGCCCGGCCCAUGCACGUCAGGCGUGUUGGUCACGAGGCGGAGAUGCCAGGGACAUUUAGGACGAGUCACCUUCUCACCAUUCCACCUCCCGCCCCGGCUAAGGACAGACAUGAUGUUGGAGUAUCUGGCACUUCAUUCGAGCCUCCCCCACCCCCUCGACUGCCUUGAGGUCUCUGGGGUCUAUCAGAGAUUUGCGGACUCAUGGGUUUUUGUUCUUGUUUUCUCAUCAUUCCAUUGUGAUACUAAGAAACAAAGAAGCUAAUGGAAAAAUAAAAAAACGCUUAUGUUGUUGUUA